Messenger RNA from Frieseomelitta varia, 1520 nucleotides. RefSeq names its product pro-resilin-like. Bases 39 to 1022 code for a protein of 327 amino acids. The transcript is spliced from 4 exons. The record is from RefSeq and is a predicted model, not a curated record. Gene Ontology annotation, cellular component: extracellular matrix. NCBI's taxonomy places the organism in Eukaryota, Metazoa, Arthropoda, Insecta, Hymenoptera, Apidae.
AUCUCUUCCCAUGAUGCAUCACCGAGAGUGAAGGGAAGAUGCGCUGCUCCUCUCCACCUCCCACACCCAUAGCCGGUCAUUCUAAUACGUACUGGUUAAUACGUGGAUAUGCAGCGCUAAGGAUAAACUGUAACAAAGGGUCCGGACGGUAUAUAAACUCGUCCGUGGAUCAUCUUCUCAGUUCGCUUCGCGUCUUCGCUCAUAACACCAAUAUGAAUUACCAUCAGUUGACGAAAGCGCUGUUGCUGCUAUCGUGUUUUGCUAGUGAUGUACUCGCUGGAUUGCUACCGGGUGGUAGCCCCGGUGGAAGUGGUUACCAGUACAACAGACCAGGUGGAUUCGGUGGUCCAGGAGAUUUAGGAGGUUUCAGAGGGAGACCCUCAACCUUGUACGGAGCUCCAGGAACCUUGGACCUUAAUGUUGGACGUUCUUCUGGCACUUAUGGAGCUCCAGGAACUUUGGAUCUUAAUGCUGGACGUCCCUCUGGCACUUAUGGAGCUCCAGGAACUUUGGACCUUAAUGUUGGACGUACCUCCAGCACUUAUGGAGCUCCUGGAUUUGCUGAUGCUCGUGAUUUAAGCUACCAAGGUGGUGGAGGACAGGGUGGUUAUAAUCGUGACUAUGGAAGACCACAACCAUACAGCUUCCAGUAUGAGGUAUAUGAUCCUCCUAGUGGUAACGAUUACUCUCAACGCGAGAGCAGCGAUGGUAAUGUGGUGCAAGGAGAGUACAGAGUGCUGUUACCUGACUCGAGGACACAAAUCGUGAAAUACAUGGCGGAUGAUGCAAAUGGAUAUACUGCUGAUGUUCAGUACGAAGGACAGGCUCAAUUUUCUCGAGGAGGUAUUGGAAGUGGAGGUGGAGCUUAUGGAGCACCCUCUGGAGUUUACGGAGCACCCUCUGGAACUUAUGGAGCACCUGGAGGUACAGGAGGAUUUCAGGGUGGUUAUCAAGGAGCAGGUCUCAUCGGAGCCGGAGCUAGCAAUCAGUACCUACCACCACGUAACAAUUAUCGGAAAUGAAUUGGUCGUCAUAAAAGAAAUGAAGAAAGAAAAAAGAAGAAAAAAAAGAAAAACCUGAUAAAUCUCCCGAACGCUCGGUGACAACCAUUACAGACCUCCCUCGUUUUUACAGUUUUUAUUUUUUAUUUCUUAAUACUACACUCGAUAUAUUUACACCACUCCAGUCACAUGCACAUUUGCGUAUAAUCACCCUCACUGGUAUUUAACGACAUAUAUAAUUAUGUAUCGAUUAGGAUAAUUUAAUGAUUCCCCUCUCUUUUUUUUUUAACGCACGUCCCGUACAUCACGUGUGUAGUUAUUACUUUUUUACAUACUAUAUAUAUAAUAUAUAUACAUAUACUUUUAUACUUUGUACAUGGUAAUUUCUUUUUGUAUUAUCAAACAAAGUACGCUUGUACUUUCUGCUAAGCGGUCGUCGAACUUAUUAUAUAUCUUAUUAUACCUUGUGUAUGUAUUUAUACGAGCUUAACGUAAUACACGAAUGAAGUAUUCCUCCUA